This is a messenger RNA of Xyrichtys novacula (pearly razorfish), 44811 nucleotides long. The record is from the annotation of a GenBank genome assembly. Lineage: Eukaryota; Metazoa; Chordata; Actinopteri; Labriformes; Labridae.
AUGGUGGAUCACACGAGCGUCUCUGCGAAGUCUGCGCUGGUGAGACUUGAUUUUAAUUCGGAUUAACUCUGUCUGCAUGGGAUCAGAGUUUGAAGUCACUUUUAGGACUUGAUCGGAUUAAGAAAGACUUUAUUUACCUGAUUAAAGUGAUAUUAAUAAAUCAGUCCCUUUGUUCAGAUUGAGAGUGUUGGGGGUAAGAGUUUAGUCUAACUUUAGUCUGAGUGUUUGUGUCAGAUUUAUCAUAAAUUCUGAGUGUCUGUUGUGUUUGUGUGAUUUCCUGUCCUCCUCCUCUUUCUCCGCAGUCAGCCUCCUUCUCCUCCAGCAGCCUCCCUCUCCCGGCUCCACCGGCACCCCCCGGUUCCUCUCACAACUCGUUCCCCGGCUCUCAGAACCAGCAGGCAGGCGGCGGUAUGAAGCUGGAGGCGGUGAUGGAGAACCUGCAGAGGCAGCAGGCGGCGCGGAUCGCCCUGGAAGAGAAGCUCCGACAGGCGGAGGCAGAGAAGGAGCUCCGGUCCAUGGUGGAGUCCCAGAUCCAGCAGCAGGCGCUGGCUUUCAGGCACUACCAAGCGGCCAUGAGAGGCGCUCUGACCGGAGGAGGGAACGCCUCCGCGCCCGGGCUGUCGCUGCCUCUCCUGGAUGUCCGCAGACCCGCAGAGGACCGGAGCGGCUCCAGGCUGGAUCAAGAGGAGCGGGGAGAAGUGGGAGACGAGCCGGACGAGCAGGAAGUCCUGGAUGAAGAAGAAGAAGAAGAGGAGGAGGAGGAAGACGUUGAUCUGAACCACUUUACACCCCGGCAGCCCCCCAUGCAGGGAGCCCCGCUGCACCUUCUCACCCGGGUCCCGUCCGCUAUCCCUCAGACCCGCCGCGCUGAGUCCCCGAACUCCAUCAACCAGAGUCAAAACCAGCACCACGAGUGGACCUACGAGGAGCAGUUCAAACAGGUAGGACCCUGACCCUCACAGACCUCCCCGGACCCCUUAGACCUGCAAGAUUUGUCUACGGAAAGAAAAUAGACUAGUGUUUAGACUAUUGUGUCCCCUGCAGCUUCUCCAUUUAUUUACAACUAAAGGUUAUAAUCAUAUCAAGAGUUACAUUUCUGACAUUCCUAUAUAAGAUUAAUAUAAUUUAGUUUUAGUUGCUGUUAUUAAAUAUAUGCAGUUUUCUUGAAGUUAUACUCAUUACAGAGCUUCAGUUAUAAAUAUAGUGAGAGAGGGAGUUAAAUAGCUGAUGUUAUUAAUCUGAUCUUUUGUUUAAUGAUUGAAAUCAAGAGGAGUUCAGAUUAAACCUCUCAUAUAAUCUCUAUUCUGAGCAGGCUGAACUGUCCUCUUUGAUAAACUCAUCAGGAAUCAUGAUUCUAUUAUAAAGUUUCAGAGUGUAGAUUGAGUUUAAUUGGAGAUUCUGUUUUAAAUAUGAGCGUUAAUUAUUGAUCAGACUGAUAAAUGUGUGAUGAUGGUUUCAUGCAUGAAUAAAUUGAGGACAUUUAAAAGUUGACGACUGAAAUUAAUGAUAUUUAAACUGGAUUAGAUAAUUCUAAAAACAUUUAUUCAAUCAUUGUUGUAUACAGCAUAUACUGUGUAAACUAUAAUUAACAUUUCCUUUCUACUAGUCUGUGAGUUUGCCUCAGCCUAAGACAGCAAAGUAUAACCUGUUACUAUAAUCACACUAUAUUUUUAUGUUUGAAUUGUAGACGUACUUUACUUUUUACAAUACAAACAAAGUUUUAGCUGAGUCAUCCAGUGUAACUAUAAAAAAUCUAAACUUUAAUAGAUGAAAGGUUUUAUAGUACAGUCAUGUGAAUAAAUGAAUAAAAUGAAAAUCAAUUAUUACUUUAAUCAUUAAAUGGACAGGAUAGAUCCUCAGAUUACAGUUACAAUUUUGAAUGUUAAUAUCUAUUAUACUGAUCAUCAUCAUUAAUAUUGAUUAUUAUUGUAAUUAUUGUUAUUUUAAAAGUCAGUUUGUUGACUGGAGUGGUCGGGUUUUGUUUGAUAUUUGUCAGACUCAAGCUUAAAUACAUACAAACAGUUAAAAAAACUGCCUUUUUGACUAUCAAAUAUUAAACGAUCAAUUCUUAAUUAAUCACCUCGCCUAUUUAGUGAUUAGUGAGCGAAAACAAGCUGAUAACCAUACCUCUGACUUCCACAUAUAAUUAAUAAUUUAUUAACUAUUAGCCGAUUUUAUCAAACAUCAAGGAGUCCAUCAGAAAAAAACUUAAACGUGUGGACUGUCAUUAACAACAAAUAAAACAUUCAUGAUGUUCAACAGAAAACAGUUUGAUAAUGGAUAAUAAUAAAAUAAAAUAAAAUGAGUUUUAAAUCAUUAAAAGUAUAAAUAAAUAUGUAGAAUAAUUCAUUUAGGAAGUUAGUUGUGAAAGAAAAUCAUUAAAAUAGUAUUUAAGAUGUUUAUAAAUAAUUUUUAUUUAGAAUAUCUGCAGUGUAUGCGUGUCCAUGCAUGUGUGCGUACAUGUGUGCGCAUGUAGGUGUGUGUGUGUGAUGGUCAUGUUGGGACAAUAAAACACUCGUCUGGUUGCUUUGCAGACAGAGCGGAGCCGACACACACUGAGCCCGCUCAGACUGCAAAAAAACACCACAACCAGACUUUCAAACAAUAAAUUUACAUUCAACACGACUUAAACACAACGUCAAGAAAACAACUUCACAACAUGCGCACAACCUCAACACAUCACAAUAUAUAGACAUGUACAGAAUGACAUAUCUUUGACACAACAUAUGCACAACAAAUCUACAACACAUGCAAUAACAUUAACACAACACGUACACAACAGAUUAACAAUAUGUAAAUAAUAUUGUAGAACCAAAACAAAACUGUACAACCCCAGUUAUAUAUCAAGUGUAAAAUGCAGUAAAAAAAAUGUUGAUGUUUGCAAAUAAUUUAGAGCCAGUGUUUGAUGAAAAAUAGUGCAAAGAGACUGAAACUGAUCAUUUCUAUGUUUUUUUUGUUUGUUUGUUUUAAAUUUUGAAAAGUUGUUUGCCGUUGUGUUGUAUCACCUCUUUUUUUGGUAAUCCUAAGAUCAGUUUCUGGAGGUUAGGAUGUGAAUUGUUGGGCCAUUCUUGUGUGAUGUUAGAUUUUAUCUGCUUUAAAGUUUGGGGUUUCCUCUGUCAAAUACUUAGUUUCAUUAUGCACAAUAUGUUUCCAUCCGGUGACACAAAGGAACUGCAGGCCAGUUCAACACCUGGACUCUUGUACUACAGAGCCAUGCUGUUGUAAUACAUGCUGAAUGUGUUUUCACAUUAUCUUAUGCAAGGUCUUCUCUGAAAAUGGUAUUGUCUGAAUGGCGGCACAUGUUGCUCAAAAAACUGAAUGCAUUGUUUUCCUAGUUAUGUAAGCUACCCAUGUCAUGGGAACUUCUGUACCUCCAUACAAGCACAGAUGCUGGAUUUUGAACCACCAACAAACUGGGUGGUCCCUCUACCCUGAAGUGGAGGGUCGCUGUGUCCAAGAUUUCCAAUACAAAUGUCAAAUUUUGAAUUUGAUAGACGACAGGAGAAUUUCCCAGCUUCACCUCAGUCCAUCUUAAAUGGCCUCUAGUGUUUCUAGAUCAUGUUUACAUGUGGUUUCCUCUUUGCAUGGUACAAUUUUAACCUGCAUUUGUGGAUGAAGGGACAAACUGUGUUCACAGACAAUGGUUUUUGAUGUAAUUUUGAGCCAAAGCAGUGAUUUGCACUAUCGAGGUAUGUCUAUUUUUGAUUCUGUGCCUGAGAGUCACUGAGUGGCUGGUUGUUCGGGUUCCCAACUGUUGUAUGCAUCCCUCUUGCUUAAAAUGUGUUGCUGGUAUCUUAUUUAAAUUAAACAUAUUUUUCAUAAAACAACAGCUCAAAGAUUAAACAUGUUGUGUUUGCACUGAUGUACAAACCAUUACAUUUGGUUUUGUCAACAUUUAACACAGAGUCCAAACUUUCUUGGAAUUGGAGUUGAACACUUUUAUGUCUACAAGAUGAACAGAAGAUGCAUUAAAUUGAAAUUUAGAGAGAGAGAGACAGACAGACAGACAGAGAGAGAGAGAGAGAGAGAGAGUUGCAUAAUUUUGGCAGCUGUUCAACUUUUCCCGGAAACUGGAGCUGGAGGUUUUCCAGCCUGGCUCUCAGCCAAAAACAGGGAUCUCCCUGACUCUGUGUGCAUUUAUGUGUGUGUGCAUGUGUGUGCAUGUGUGUGUCUGUCACAGCUGCAGCUUUCUGUCAGUGGAGAUGUUUCACUGACAUUCCUGGAGUCUUUCACUGUUUGCUUCCACCGUUUAAUGGAGGACCUGCGUGUGUGUGUUUCUGUUGGUGUAGGGACACAGUUAUGGAGACACAGGAGGCUGUAAAGUCAGAGACAGAGCUUGUCUCUGGAUUUAAACUUGAUUUUCUUGUGUGGUUGAACCGGUCAAGGUGUAUAAUGUGGUCCCGGUCAUCAUCUUCGAUCUUCGUAUGUUCAUUGGCUUUUUACAUGUCGCUGUACCUCUGAGUCAGUUAAAAUCAGCACACCAAAGGGAUGAUUCAGUUCAAUGAGAUGAAAUAUGAGUAUUGAUACACUUUGGCUUUGACUUGUUAGGGUGUCAUUAUGUUGCCUCCAUCUGUAGCUGAACAGAGGUGAACAACCUCCUCUAAAAGUUGCCUGGUAAACUUAGCAUUAUGAAUUAUAUUAUGUGUUGUUUUUACCACUCUGUUCUUGCCUGCGUGUUCUCAGAGUAAAAUGGACACUCAUUUGACUGUUGUUUAUUUUUUACAGCUUCUCUGAGUGUUACCUUAAAACAUAGCAGAUCGUAAUCGGUGCAGCUGUUGUCUAAAUAGAGUGUCAUGAAAGCGUAAGUCACCACUGCAACUUUGUCGCAUUUCCCAUGGGGUAGAUAUCGGUUUGAAAACAUGCUGCUGUCAUUGUCAAGUAUAGUCAGACUCUGUGUGAUGAUGCAGAGUUUGUGUCUCUUCUCAGGUGUGAGCAGGUAUCCACACGUGCUAAAUGUAUAAGAUAAAUUGGACUAUGUGUUACAGAGAGCUGAUCAGACGAGAGAUGAUAAAUUUUCAUUUAUUGAUAAGGACAGUUAAAGGAUAUGCUAUCAGUUGAUGAUGACGAUGAUGAUGAGGAGGAGGGGCAAUGUCUGAACCAGCAAAUUUCUAUCCUGUUCUGCUAGCUUUGGGCUAACACUAAUGUAAUUGCCGCUUUCUCUUUAAUUAGACACUCUUUUCUUUAAAGGAGUAACGUCUCUGUCACUUCUGUCAUUUAACACUGUCUGCUUUGUAUGCAGUGACUAGGAUUUGACAUAUAAACCACAAAACCAUCACUCCAAACAACACAGAAUGUUUUGAAACCUUCAUAAUAAAAUGGGCUGUGGAUGACACAAUAACUGCAGACUUCUCUAUGUUGUGACUGGGACAAUUCAUGUUAAGUUUCAUCAUGAGAUCAUGUUUAAAAUUUGUCUUACAGUUGAUGUAGAUAUCUUUUCUACAAACUAUACGAUUAGCAGAUUAAUUUACUAUCAUUCUUUACAUUAAGUUCACAUUAUUGAUUUCUGGGGUUGAGGCUUUAAAAUGCAUCGCUUAUUACCCUGUGAGUCUUUUACAAAACUGUUAUAAAAGUUAAACAGUUAACAUCCUUGUAUUGCAAGAUUAAAGACACCAAACACAGAAUGCAGACAUAACACAGCGAAACCUCAGUCGACCAAAUCACAGCUUUAAAAUCAUGCCAUCAGCCAGUUUGCACGACAUUUUAUCGAUCCAGGGGUGAGUCUUUAAUUCCCUACUUGAUACGACAUGGAUGAACCAUACAAAUAGUUUGGACAAGCGUACUUAUCUAGUCUGGAGUAUGUGAGUCAGCAGCUGCCCAUUCUCCGUUACAUGAAAAGCUGUUAUAGUUGCAUUUAGAUCCACAAUGCCUUUUUUUAACAGGUUUUUCUCAACUUGAAACUUCUCUUUUCUGUUGAGCUUCAGUACGACUGUUUUAGUGAAAUACCAUUGAGAUGGAGCCACAUACUUUGGUUCUAGUGUUUCUAUCAUUUAAAGAAAGCCCCAUUUUUCAACAACAUUGAACAAGCCGACGUCUUUAACCAUGAAGUAGGUGACAGACUGGAUCAGUGUGAAUCGUCUUCUUUGUUAGGAGGGUUCCUUACUGAGUGAAUCAACCCAGAAAUGUUUAAGUGUCAGCCAUGAUGAGAGCUGUUUAUUUCCCCAAAUGGUGAGUAAAGGAGGUUCAUUGCUUCUCUCACUAUCCUCAGACACUCUGAAUCAUUCCUCAAAAAAAGGAGAGGAGUAAAAAUGAAAUGAACAAAUUUUGGUGCCAAAGUUACACCCCUCUCAACCGUGCAUGACGACAAACAAUCGGCAUGACAACAGCUGAUUUGAAACUUAUUUUCUCUUAAUUAAACCUAUGAUUCAUAUGUCAAUUACCUUUCAUUCAGUAUAAAUCAGUGCAGUCAAACAUUGCAAAGAUGAAGUAUGUUUUCUGUUGUUUUCAACAUGAUAAACUACCAUUAUUUAAUUGAAUAAACAACCACCUGAGAAGGUGAAAGCAGUCCUAUCAGAGGUGCUGUGUUGGGUAGGCAGACACAGGUGUGCAGCAGGGGGAGGGGCUUGGCAGAACAAAGUGAAAGAGAGAAAUGUUUGUGCAAAGCAUGUUUUGAGGAGAAGGAGGCCAGGAGGCAAUUUUUUUUUUUUUUUUUGUGGGAUGGUAGGGGAAGGUCCCGCCCUCCUUCGCCUCUGAUUGGCUGGAAGUGCUGGGCUCCGAUUGGUUAUUCCUUAUGGCUGUGAAAUGUUAUCAUCUGUCAGGUUAGAGUAAGGGUAAGAGAUUUAGAAGUGCGAUAAUGGUCUGUAAUGUUUUGUUUGUUGUACAGAGCCGACUUGCGUUUGGCUUGAGCGUGUGAUGACGUUUCCAGCUUUUCUGGCCAAUCAGAGGCGAAGAAGGCGGGACUUUCCCCUACCAUCCCACAAAAAAAAAAAUAUUGCGGCCAGGAGAAUUCCAAAACCAGGAUAAUUGAGUUGCUUCCCUUUUUUCUCUUCCUGUGGUUUUUACAAUGCAUUGCUUUCCAGUCUUUUUUAUUUAUGUCUAGAUUCCAGUUACCAUUUUAAAUAAUGUAUUAAGGAAUCUGAAUUGGGAUUUUGUGGAUUUUCCAUGUGUUUUUUAGAGGAAUAAACUACAGUGUUAAACCAGACACUAAUUUGAUUUUAAUCGUAAUUCUUUUAUUUCAACAUGGUGUAAAAAAAUAGGCAUUGUAGUAUUCACUCAUGUAAAAUUUGUCAGUAUGUCUUCUCAGAUUUUGAGAUUUUGUCAUGUUAUUUUCAUUAGAGACAAAGUGCAAAUCUUUUAAUCAAAUGUAUGCAUCCAACUUUUCUACAUCUUUAAAAAAGACUGGAUCUCUCCCUAACUUAUUCUGCCUUUCACAUAACCGGGUUAGCUCUGGUUGGAUUUCAGUCACUAUUGAACUCUUAAGUCUCAUUUUUAUCUGUUGACCAAGUUUCUUGUGCAUCAGUUUUUAUUGAUCUGAUUUUUUUCUGGAAAAAAACCGAAUAUAAAAAUAUUUAAUUGCUGAAAUUAACACAGCUUAAUACCUGGAGUCCUGCUUGUUCAGUGGAUAUUUGAAUGUUUGACUCUCUGAAACUUGAACCACACAUUUGUGAGAGGAGGGGGAGGACUCACUGACACACACAUACCCUGAAAGAGAUAAACACACAGAGCUGCAUGAGCUGUAUGCUGUCACAGAUUAAUGUGGGUGCAGGUGUGUGUGUGUGUGUGUGUAUGUGUGUGUGUGUGUGACAUUCCUGCAGCAAACUGAGGGGCCUCAGUGUCUCACAUGUUGCAGACGAGCAGCCGUGUGCAGGCUCAGCUCGUCUCUGUCUCUGCCGGGUUGAGGAUUGAGGGUAAUCUGGAUCUCACAGAUCAGGUGUAACAUAUUAACCUCUCUGAUAAUCUGCUCACUCUGUUGUCAUAACACCCCACCGCACAGCCAACGUUACACCUGGAUCAAGUGACAGAUACAGCAGGUGUUCACAAACACACACAUGCAUACAGAGAGGCAGAAUGUGUGAGUUUUAAUUCAUCAUGUUGUAAGAGUGUGUCCUAUGAGCCCCACUUUUAAAUUCAUCUAAAUCCAAGCACGCUAUGUUGGAGUUGUGGUUCACGAAUCUUGAACAGCAAUUGAUCAAAAAAAAAGAAAAGAUGUAAAGGAGACGGAGGGUACAGCAGCUAAAUCAGGGCAGAUGGGGAUACCAGAAAUGUUUGAAACGUAGGAGAUCACGAUGCUACCCAGCAGACCAAUCACAGGUUUUACAGUCUGCACCUUUUUGACAUGUAGUUGUGAACUUAUGUUGUACACGACUGAACAGAUUCAACACAGGAGCAUGAAUCAGACUGAAGUUGGUACCAGGCUGCAUGGUGGUGUGGUUGUUCUUUUGUGUGUUUACCCUGUGAGUGAAGGGAGUCCAAUGUGUGGGUUCUCUCUUGGUACUCUGGCUGUUUGUCACUGUCAGCCAUGCACAGGCUGUUCAGGGUGCCAAUGACAGCUGGGACUGGCUCCAGCGCCUUGUGACCCCCAGUGGGUUAAGCUGUACGCAAAAUGGAUAGAUGAUAGUUGGCGUCAGCACGUCCAAUUCAUGAGUUUCACGUGACGUCACUCUGCAUAUGCUGCACCAUCUUUAGGACCAGCCUCAUACUGGAUGUCAAUCAGUGCUCCCGGCACUUGUGUUUGAUGGAGUGUUAGGGAAAAUAAAAGUGGCAUACAUACUCCAACAUUGCCAGUUUUAUCUGGAUCUAUGUGCACACCAAUAGUUUUGAAGACAUUGUCGUAUAAAUAAUUGACAGGUUAGACUUUUCGGUAACACUUUUCAAUAACCAUAAUCUCUAAAUGGUAAAUAGAUAGUUUAUUAAUGUUUAAUCAUCAUUUAAAAACAGCAUAUAGACCAAUUAUAAAUGCCAAAUAGAUAGUUUAUUAAUGUUAGUUAAUAGUUACUUUACCAUUAACAAGCAAUGAAAUUAUGAUCAAUAAUUUUCAUCAACUAUUAAUGGACUAUUAAUUAAAGGAUUAUAUAGGGUUUAAAUGUUGGUUGUAAAACAUCUAGAUAAAAAUUUGUGUCAGUAGCACUUUGUAAAUGGUUAAUAUUUGUUUUUUAAACCAUCUAUAAACAUUACUUAGAUGGUUAUUGUAAAGUUAGGGUUAGGUUUUUAAAACUGUAAAAUUUACAAUUUAUUAAUGGUCUAUAUACUAUUUUUAAAUGAUGAUUAAACAUGAAUAAACUAUCUGCUUACCAUUUAUAAAUGGUCGUUUUACCAUUUAUAAGUUAUGGUUAUUGUAAAGUGUUACCGACUUUUCCGUGUUUAUUAUUGGGGACAUAUUUGUCCAAACAAGACCUGAGUCCGGAGUCUUUACAGAGGAUAAGGUUUACACUGAACUGAUGAUGGUGUUUAAGGGCUGAUGAAGGCACAAUUGCAUGUUUGCAAUCAACACUCAGUGUCUGCGGUUUCAAUCAGUGUUUAUUGUAAUUUCUUCUGUCCGUCUGACUGCCAGGUGUUCAGUUUGAGAUCACUCAGCAUUAUCUACCCCCACACACAGAAGCAGACCUGAUACCGCCUCACUUUAUUAGGUGUGAAUGACAGGGGGACAUCAACCUAACAAUAGCUGCUGCUCAUGUUUCCUCUUGUGCACGCUGCAGAGAGAUGGAAAGAUGAUCCUCUGUGUGCUGAUAGAAGGUGUGAGCUGACACUCUGCUGGGAGGGGGGAGGGGUGUCAGGGACUCGGAUCCAGGUUAAACUCUGCAGAGAGACCAGCUGGGAUGAACUCAAGGUCAGAUAACAGGGGAGGCGCCUCUUCUACAGGACAUACCAGUGAGGAUAAACUAUUAUUACUGCUACCAACCUGACAGAUAGACCGGGAAGUGAAAAUGAACAGGCAGGUACCAAAAAAAGGUCCUUGUCAAGUCCAAAUAUCUUAAACAGGAGGUACCUUGGAGGGUCCUGAUCAGAUACUUGAGCCAGAAAAGAGAGUCAUGGCCCCCCUCUGGAUAUCUGAGUUUACCAUCCUGUCACCUAAAGCAAACUCACUCAAGGCCCAGAUGUCUGGUAUCACACCUAUGCAUGAUUGUUGUCACUACCAUUAAAAUGAGCCUGAGCCCAGAUACCUCCUGUACUUACAAUCACCAUGACAUUCAGUGCCUUGACAUGCAGAGUCAUACAGCCCGAUCAGGGGAUUUGUCCUUAUCCCAUUGUACAAGCACCAGGUCCUCCUAUAAAAGGAAAACUAUAUCCCCAUAAAGCCUCUCAGCAGAUGGGAGCAUGAAGUGCUUCAAAAUCACCCUGCAUUAACUCUGGACUUUAUAAAACACACUAGACAAACACCAGCAGAUACCGUGACACCCCACAUCAUAACAGACUGUGGAAACUUCACACUUGACUGUCUGAAUUUACCAGUAUCUAUAAUAUUUCCAUAAUAUUUAUCCAUAAUUCCUUUUUUUCACCGAACUCCUUGUCUGUGAAUACAUGCAGCUGAAAAAAAUUGAAUUAUUGACGGGACUGUGUCCUCCUCCCCAAAACAAGGGGGCAAUAUGGGUCUUUUCCUGGUACUGUUUCUGACCCCAUACAACUGUCAACAACAACAGCAGGUUAGUGCUAGACGUCAGAAGUGGCUACAGCUGCUGCUGGGCAUUUUCAAGCAAGAAGAUGGAGCUUCGUACAGCGUUGUUUUUGUCGUACAUGAUGUAUGGGCUACUUUUUCUGCAGAUGAGGUGCACGCUACUCCUCUUCUCUGGUGUUUUUGUACCGGAGUUACGGGGGCAUGGCGCACUCACACAUGCAUUGUCCGAUCAUACUCCAACUACGCUAGUUACAUGGUAGAGAAAAUCGAAUUCCAAUCGCAUCACUUGGGUGUCUUAAUCGGAGUUCUCAAACUCUGAUUAUAGUCAGACUGAGGUGUUAACAUGCACUUCAGUUGUCAGGUCUUAGACAAUAAUUCGGUUUUCUCGAGUGUUAUGUAAACGUACUGACUGAUGCUUCCUCUGUUUUUUAUCCUGGAGUCUUUGCUGUUGCUCUGCCUGCCUUGGGUUUUCAUGUGUGAAACAGAGGAAACGUGUGCUCCCCUGCUUUAGACUUUGGCAUUUCACAAAAACACAUGGGAGGCUGAGGAGUUCUCAGCACAGAGCCUUACCACCCAAUAUAACUUAUUGCAUGAUAUAAAGUUAAACAUACCUGAACAGAGCCAGAACACAUACCACAAAAACAGUAAAAACACAGUUUGUCAUGAACUGAUCAGUUAAGCCUAACCCUAAUCGAUAUUCACCCAGUAUAUAUUUGGUGUGUCUGUGCAAAGAAAAUGGUGUGUCUUCCUGUCUUUGUGUGUGUAAUCAGAGGAAAAACGACAGGUGUAAUUUAUGAGCAGUUGAGAGGGGGGACCAGGGGGAAAUAAGGGGGUCACUGAGGUACGACUUGAUCCUUAUGAAUAAAGUCUAAAAUGAAUCCUGGUUUAUGGUCUGAAUGGGACUGUUUCUAUCUGCUGACACAUGGCGCACACAUACACACGGGAACUAAAAAUCAAUAUUGACCGCGACUGGAAAAAAAGCCAACAGAGACCCCGUAAUCUUUAAGGGAGGGGUCAGCAGGAAGAGUGGUCAUGUGACCAGAGGACCCCUCCAGGGAGAAACUCUGAGAAAAAAUACAGAGGGGAGGAGAAGAAGAAAUCUGUCUGAUAUCUCUAGAUACUUAUGUUCUUGGCACUGAUAUGUAGAUAGCAGGAAAAAUGGGUAAGCCUAAGGAUGCUAUCGACUUUGACAAGGACUGAACUGUGAUGAUUUGACAGAUGGAUCAAGAGGCAGCUCUAGUGGGGUAUGACUGGUUUGUAAGAGUCAGUACCUACCAAAAGUGGUACAAGGAAGAAAUUGUCCUUAAAGGCUAGAUGAUCAGGACACUUAAACAUUUCAUGCUUUAAAAGAGAUGAAAAUUAUUAAAGAGAUGGUGCAGAGUCUGUCUGCUUCAUUUUACACAAGUCAAAAUCGAGUCAGAGCAAAUUAACUUUGGACAAAAAUACCACAAAUGGAGCCAGGAAAGAAUGACAAUGUUAUUUUGAAAUCUGAAGCUUUUUAUAGAUGGUCUUAUUCUUAUGAUGUUUUUCAGUAAAAGCAGGACUUAAGCAUUUCUAAUACAUUGAGAUAUGUGAAUGAGUUAUACACAGAGAGUGAGGAUGUUUUUAACAGAGUGUUUGGGCUGAUAUUAAUUAACAGAAGGAUAUUAGGAGGGUGUAUUUCCUGUGUAGUGUGACUGUAUGUGUCUGUCUGCCUGUGUGUCUGUCUGUACAUUGACUUUUGACCUACUUUGAGGGGCUCUAUGUGAAUUGGUGUUAAAGCUGUAAUCUGGUCAGAGAUCACUGAGGAUCACCUCCAGAUUAAAACAACAGAUUAGUGAUGGAGCACAUGAGACUCAGACUCUUAUUCUGCAGGUCUGCAAGAUGUUUGCUGAUCUUUAAAUGAACGUGAAGGUAUCUUCCUGUCAACAGAGGUGGUUUUAGUCUGAGGAAGCUGAAGAGUUGUAAAAUAAAUUUUAACAUAAAGUUUUGUAUCAACUGGUGUCAAAUCAGCAGCUAAUUACACUAAUCUCUUUAAUCCAGUUUUCAUGGCAGUGACCUCUAUGGUAGCACUACCUGUGCAUAUCAACCCUAACAACAACUAUUAAAUUACUAACCACCAUCCAAUCUUUUCUAAUAAUUAACUGCUAACAAACCAUGCCCUGCACAAACUAAUGACUGACAACAGCUGUCUAUAACUAACAAUUUACUAAUGAACCACGCAAUGAACAACCACAAUGAACCAUUUUCUUAUAACUCGCUCACUCAUUUGCUGUCAAAUAACUAGCCUUUGAUUAACAAGCAUUACUAGGACUGUCACACACUGUCUAAUAAAUAAAAUUAACUAACUUCUUACUGACCCACUAAAUACCUGCCACAAACUAACUUGCGAUGUAGUCAUCACAAAUACUCUGAGCUAGCUCACUUGCUUGCCAAAACUAACCCUGUUCCAAAAAUAACUUACUCCCUUGAUGACUAAACAACUUAAUUUCUAAAUGGCAAAGUAACUUACUUUGUAUUGUCGUCACCCUCUAGCUUACUAACAAAUCCCACGAUAACUGUUAAGUUACUUUUUAGUUGGCUUUAUUUAUUAGCUCAGAAUUAAUGCUGAUUACUAACUUACAACUUCCUAAUUUCCAUAACCAGUAGUUUUUUAAUUCAUUAUUUACUCACAUAACAAACAGUGUCUCCUAACUGACAAACCAUGUCUUUGAGCGAACCAACAAGCUAAUUUUAGCUAACUAACUAACUAACUAACUAACUAAACUAACUAACUAACGAACUAACCUACCUGCUUACUGGCACAUCCAUGACCUUCACUGCCUAAUAACUGAAUUUUAAAACACCUGGAUAACAUUAUGUGUAAAAGCUGAAAGCUUUCGAGCUUAAGUAUCUGAACCAAUCCAAACAAAAAAUUGAGUUAGGACUAUAAAGGAAGGCAUCCUGUCAAUAAUCUGAUCUGACACUUCCCUCAUGCAGCAGUUUCAGGUAUUUAAAAUGACAAGAUAGAGUAAUGUCGUUGUUGUUGUUGAUUGGCUGGUCUGUCUUUUGCAGAUCAUUUACAGACACAAGUUGCUAUUUCAAUCUAUUUUACAAACACUUAAAAACUCCUAACAGGGGCUUUAACUACAACUAUUACUAUCAUACUAUCACUACAACACACCCACACCCACAUACGUCUCAUCUCACAGACGUGGUGUUGACUGUUUGACAGUUUCAACUGUCAUGCUGAGUCUGCAGCACCUCCAAAAUAAAAUGCUGAUAAUCUCAGACACCCGGCUAACCGCUAACAAUGCUAACUGCCUACACUUAGUCCUAUUAUCGGAUUAAAUAACGUGGAACCCACUUUUAUUGAACAACAGAGAGGAAAACAGAGGAGCUGUAGCACCAUAAAGAGAGAUGAACAAGCAUUGAAAAUCACUCAAACCAAAGUGAAAGUGACAUGCAAAUAACAAAACCAUCUACACUUACAGCGGCAGUUACAAACAAACAAGCAGCAUAGGUAUUUUUAAAACAAUGACUCAGACUUUGAAGCAAAAAGAGGAAAAACUCCAAGGCACUCUCUUCAUAAUAUUAAAAUGGCAUGGUCAUGUAGACCUUAAAAGCAAACUUCAACGCGUUUCGGCAUCAAGCCGGCAUCUUAUUGCGAUUUUUUGAUCAAUACUGGAUUGUAAUUUAGCAUGCAAUUUUUGGGAGGAAGUCUAUUAUUUUCUGCAUUAUUCACUAAACAUAAGCAAUAAAUCAGUCUAUAGUAUGACCAACACAAAAUUUGAUAGUCAACUCUUUCCCUACAUGUUAUAAUGAAUUGAAUCAAUGAUUUUCAGCUGAGAUUGAGACAUAAUAAAGUGAGACCUCUCCUGAGGUGUGUUUGCGAGUGUGCAUGUGAGGUCGAAGUCUUCUCAGCUGUUAAUAUAAAGUAAUUUUUGUCAGCCUACUAGCAUCGCUGUUAAAUAUUUCACUAUUAAUCACUCACACACAUAAAAAUGCAAACACAUACACUCUGGCCUUAUACUAUAAUAAAUAACCAGCAAAAACUCUGUGAAACAACAGUUACUUAUUAAUCUUUAACACAAUGUUCUGUUUUUCAUUGUUUUUCACGGCUUAAUAUAAAAAUGUGUGACUCAGUCAUUAAUCUGAAGGUCCAAGGUUAAUUUCUCUGGGAUAAAAACACUGCUGUAGGUCAGUCUGUCUGUCAGUCUGCCUGCCUGUGCUGAAACCACAGAUGAACCAGUGUCAGGAGAUGUUAGGGACCAUGAAGCCAGUUACUGUCUCUGUAAACUCAAGCUUUCUGCUACUGAUUUUAUCGCAUGCCAGAGGCCUCUGUUUAUUUAUAUAUGACAACUCUUCAACCUCAACAAUGUUACACUUGACUUUUUUUUAAAAAUGAGAUCCCGUCUAAUACCUCCACAUCAUAAAAAUAUUGAAAUAAAGAGGCCUGAUGAAAAAAAGACCUAUUACCAAAAACCUAUUCAACACUUCGCUUUGUUGCCUCUUUAUAUAAAAUCAGACACAGUGUCUGGGAGUUACUUUUUACACAAAUUUUAUAAAGCAUUAAAAACCUGAACGCAUGUAGCUUCCCAUUUUGCCACAAUCACUAUAGCUCAUCAGCUGCUGUUCUAAUGUUACUUACAGUGUGUUGUUGUCAUGACAGGUCUUUAUAAGUUGAACAGCCCCAGGUUUCAGUAAGACACAAGGUAGGCUUGUACUGGCCUUUGUUUACAAAGGAAUCCUCCACACGUCUUCAGACGAGACAGAAGCUGGUGAAUACGCUUGGUUAUGUCACCAUCUCUGUAUCUCAUGUUAUGAAAUUUCGCCACUGUGAACAGUCGACAUUGUAACUGUAAACACACUGAGAUAUUUGAGACCCGGUAUGUGACUAAAGUGAACUUCACACAAGAUAGUUAAAGACCUGAUAUUGUGUUUUUCACUGAUUAAAUUUGAUGUUUUUGUGAAGCACUUUGUAACUUGGUUUUGAUAAGUGCGAUAUGAAUAAGCAUUAUUAUGAUAACCACUGGGCCAUUCUCAGUCUGAUACUCAAACAUGAGCUCAGAAACAGUUUAAUCAGUGGUUUCACACUCAUCCUGUCAGCAAUACUGGGACUGAGUGUGUAUUUAUGUGUGUGCUAUUGAGAACUGCCUCUGCAGGACUCUUUCACAUUCCUCCUUCACACAAUCAAACACACCUUCUUCAUUUCUACUGUCAGUGAUCUGACAAUUACACUGUUAAAAUACAAAAAAAGUUAUGUAAUAAUAAAAAAUCACGCAGAGGAAUAUUUCCCAACCAGUAAGGUUAAUUUGCAACAACGCUCUGUAGUGGAAUUCACUGCAUUGGCUCAUAGUCACCUUUCAAAACAAAUGAAACCAUGAAAAAAGGAAAACUAUAUGCAAACAAAUUUUCCAUUUUGGUUUCCAGACACUUGUAUUUGAGUUCGUUAAAGAUUCCUUUUAGAUAUUUUCUGGCUCAGAAACUUUCCCCCUCACUGUCUAAAGAGCAAAGCACGGUGCAGUAUCUGCCAUGUGAAUCAGAGUUUUAAUAUCAGAGCUCUGACACUGAUUCACACCUCCAUGGUUCAGUAACACCGGUCCAUUCAGCAAUUGAGUUUCAUAGCUCAGAGGACAGCUGUGUGUUUAAGCGUUGUGCAUAGUUUCAGGCAGAGAUCACUGUCUGAUCAGAGUCAGCAGGAACAUGAGGCGUUGGCAUAGACGCGCUGAACAUUAAAGAGUCAAUGAUCCAUCGCAAAAGGAACAUCUUAACCUCGGGAGAGUCAUGUCAUCACCUGCGGGACACCUGUGAGAGAGGACAGAGUGACAUUUUGUUAUACUGAGCCUGUUUGUCAUUAAACCCACAUAAAAAAUCUAUUAAAGCACAGAGUCAGAGGGGAAUGUUUACCCUAGUAUGUGGUCUGAGUUAAUGAGUCUGUUAGCAAUAACGCAGAAUCUGUACAUUCAGUCCCUCAGUACAGUUAGUGUUAGUUUAAACUAUAAUUAACCUACAGACAGGUCAUACAAUGGUGGGAUUAUUGUAGAGUUCGAAUGCGGCAAUGCUCAUUAAAACUUCAGUGAGGUUACCACCAAUUUUUGCGUAUAAGUGUAUCUUUCUCUAAUUGAAAACACAACAGCUCAUUUAAAUGUAUGCACACAACACCCAACCAUAUUUAGAGUGGUGGAGUGUGUGAAGUCUUUGACAUGUUAAAGUUUUCCUGCAAAUCACUUUAGAUCAGAGGGCAGACAGAGCAUCAGCAGUGUGUGUAGGUGUGUGUGUGUGUGUGUCGGAGAGAGAAAGUAAAGCAGAAGUGUGCUGUUUGUGGUGGCGGUGAGCCAGCUGGAUGGCUGCCAGCAUGACGAGACAGCAGCAGCUCUAUGUUUACUCUCACACAGACAGUCUGACAUAGUUAGUCAGUAAAAAUGAAGGUUUUGCAAAACUCCUUUCAAGGUGUUGAUUUUUUAAAACUCUGUUCUGUCUCUGUUUGUGUGGACAGCUGAAACACAGGUUUUGGCAAACACUCACGUGCCAAGAUUGCGGGCUGAUAGUUUAUUUACAUCUGCCUGGUACUGUGGAGUUUAGCUGCAUGUUCGCAAGAAAACCUAUAAUAUUUUUCAUUAUCCUGUGGAGCAAAUGAAUAAAUCACACUCAACAUUUUUGAAGUGAACUGCUUGAUCAAGAAGAUGGUCAAUACACAUGAGCACAAUGUUCGUCUAUGCCUUUUGGAGGGAAUGAAUGAUUACACAUUGAUGCUACUUGUUUGGCAUGCUUAUGUCCUUUCAAAUAUUUCUGCAUUUCCUCAGGGACAGAGAAAUUAAGAAACACGUGGUGUGGAGAGAAAUUAUGUUGAAAACAUCAAAAAUCAAAAAAUAGUUCGAAACAUCUGUAUGUUUGUGGUCGUAGUUAUGCUGCGUUCCAGUUAUCUCGGAAGUUGGAUGUCAGAGCUGGGAAUGACACUAUACCAGAGUUGACUGCGUUCCAGUGAACAAAUCAGAAAACCAAGAUGGACGCCUACUGUUAGCAGUUGUUAGCUGCUGUUAACCAUUGUCAGCUGUCGUUAGCCGUUGUCAGUCGUUGUUAGCGGUUGUCGGCUGUUAUUAGCCGUUGUCCGCUGUUUUUAGCUAUACCAGUUGUAAACAACGCAUAACACAGUAUUUUACUCUUACAAACACCAUAGUACCGUGUUCACAUUUGGGCAGUACAACAUAGACCACUUAUUUAACUCACAAAAACAAAACAGAAGUGCUAAUAGAUAAUACAUUACGAGAGCUAGCACUGCUAUCUUUUACGCUGUGGUCAAGUUGGGGUUGGUGAGAAUCGGCCAUCUUUCCAAGUUGGAAAUCCGACUUCUGGGGGGCUUUCAAGAUGACUUUCCUACAAGGAACUUCGAAAUUCUGACUUCCCAGUACAAAUAGUUUCAGGAUAUUUAUCUGUGUUGGGAUGUCACUGUUAUGGUUGUCAUGGUUACAGCUUGAGUCGAUAAACCAGUUUAAAGUAGAUGUCACAGUUAUGUCAGAACAGUUGCAGCGGCCAUAGAAGAAAACACUGGAGGGAUGUAGAAACUAAGAGAGGUUGGCUAGAUCCCUUUCAUUAAAAUAAAAAUCUCUUUUGAAAAAGGAAAAAAAAAAUUCAGAAUACUGUCUAAGAGUAUUUUAUUUUGAGUCUGAAGAAAUGACUAUUUAUCAGUUUAAAUAGCAUCCAUCUCUAGGUGUAGUUCGCCAUACAAAACAAAACUACUAUGGGGUAAAAUGCUAACUUGACAGGUGGUUUACGAUAUUUAAAUAUUUUGAGGUGCAGCCUAGUAUCAGUAAGUCUCAACUAUUAAUGAAAUAAUGAGAUGUAGUUAUGAUACAGGACACUGUCACACAUUUAAAAAAAACAAACAUAUUUAUAUCUCUUUCUUCUGUAAGAUUAUCUUAUGUGAUCUGGUAUCAAUUGUGCCAGUUUUUGCAACGGUAAGGUGCACAAAAUACAGGCAAAGUGCUUGUUCUCUGUUGACUCAGGUCAGCUCUGGUCCGAACCUCAUCGAAGGAGAUACAUCCAGUUUGGCCUUGAGGCUGAAUUACGCUCCAGCACAGAAUGAGGCAUCUACGUAUAUAAGGUCUAUAGUCCCUUUGGCUUUGUCUUCCUCGUUGUACACAUUUUAAUGCUUGAAACUGAAUGUACUUUUCUGUGAAGUGUGUGUGUGUGUGUGUGUGUGCGCACACAUGCGUGCGUGUGUCUGUGUGUGUGCACGAGUAUUCUAUAUAUUUAUGCACACUUCAGUCCCUGUAUGCAGGCAUUGAUUGUGCUGCAUUGUCAUGUGUGCGUUUGUACACUUAACAUUGCUGUUCUUUACCUUUCAAUAUUCUGCUCUGUGUAGGCUGCCUGCUGGGAACUCACACACUUACACACACACACACCCACGCAUGCACGCACGCACGCACGCACACACACACUCUUCCUUUAUGACCCCCCUCCCCCCGGUUCCUCCUGAGUGCUGACCUGCGCUGCUCCUUUAAUAUUGGUGACAGCUAAUACACUUCUAAAUGAUCUGUUAUUAUCUCCGAGGCCUCGUCCACGGGGCCCCACUGUGUCCAAAGGUCAUCUUUCUGUCUUGUAUUGAUUAAGGUGGUCUGUUAGCCGAGGGUCCGAUCACUCUGAACACACUAACAUAUUUCUAAAAGCCUCUGUGACUGUCUCUGCACGACAAAUACAGGACACAUUCUGCAUAAUGGACUUGCCGAUAAAACACACACACACACACACACACACAAAUGCACACACAUGUGGGUUUCCUGCUGAGAUUGCUCAGCUUUAGAUUCUUAGGAUUUGAAUGUAGCAUAGAAUAAAAGACAUACAAAAACCGAGCAAAUGAAAAAAAGUUUGAGGAGUUAACUGGUUAUUAUUAAACUGUCUAAAAAUAGCUUAUGCUAUAUAAAUUAUUACAGAAUUGAUUUAUAUUGAACUUCAUAGUACUGAAAACAUUUAUAACAGCAAUAAAAGAUAACUAAUUUUUAAAAAGUCUGUAACUCAGUCAAAGAAAUAUUGAAGUCUCUAAAACUGCAGUUCCUGAAGUGUCCACUAAAGGCUCACUUGCGGUGAGUCACACCCAUAGACUGUAUAUACUACGGACAACUUGGUUCCGCCUUCCACCAGUGUGCAGAUUUGAAGCCGAAAAGCUCUCGGUAAUUCUGCGUUUUUUCUCCACAAUCUUCGUACGCCCAUAAGCUGUAUCAAGUGUCAAUCAUAGAAAACAUGAACCCCCUGAUAACUUUUAAAAAUGGAGCUGUACAGAAAAAAGAGGACUUGAGCACAAACCAGUCUUACAAUAACUACAUGUCAACAUCGCAAGCAGGGGGAGAAAAAAUUAUAUUCUGUGUAAUAAAUUUCUAAAGUUUGUCCACAUCCCCAUAAGGAUGGCUGGAGGAGGCGGGAUUUAUGACCUAUACCGCAGCUCAUCGCCAGGGUGUGCUGUUCUCAGAGUAGCUUCACCCAGCGAGCAUCCAUUCUAUAUACAGUCUAUGAUCAUACCCCACAGAGUCCCAUCUUAAAAUAUCCAACUUUAUAAUAUAAAUAAAUAUGACAUUCUUAAAACUCUUAAUCAAGGUUUUAUUUGUAGAUUUAAAAUGUUUGAAGUGCAUCAAAACUGUCUGCAUUGUUGUUGGUAGAUGUCUCCAUUAGCCUAGAGAACAACAGAAUGGUUCCAUGAAAAUCAUCCCAAAUUUAUCCGUGACUUCUACUUAUGAUUAACAGAAGGAUUACAAUAUGUAAACUCUUUCUCUGAAACUUCUGAGAUUGAUUGAUAAAAUCAGAAACCCUUCCUCUUCACAGAGCAAAAAAACAUACACAGAAGAUAAAACUAUUUCUGACCACACAGCGUUUUCCUACUAUUGUUCCAGAGGCAAGGUGUGUGUUACUCUGUGUUUAUAUGGGGUUCUUAAUAGUGAGCUCAAGGCUACUCGCAGUCUUGUCUUUAAGGAAUUCUUUGUCCUCGUCUGGGUGUAACGGUGAAAACAAGCACAUGCACACACACAUGCACAACUGACUAACUGGUAUGUUGUCUGUGUUUCAGCUGUACGAGCUGGAUGAUGACGAGAAGCGUAAAGAGUUCCUGGAUGAUCUUUUCAGCUUCAUGCAGAAACGAGGUGAGAGAAUAUUCAUCCCACCCAACAUCAGCCUCUGAUCUGAGAAAACCUUUACACUCAUCUUAAUCUUCAGCUGUUGAGCCAGUUUACAUUUAACAUGAACCCCAUUGUUUCCACCUUUUCCAUGAUGUUUGAUUUCCUUACAUUUAUCAUCUUCAGAAGAUAAAACACAUUAAAAGAUGCCUGUCUACAUAAUCUUUUGCCUGUAAAACCAAGAUAAUAAUCACACAAUAAGACACCAUCUAGAAAAGUUUACGAUAGUCACUUCUACAUGACGUUCAAAAACUCGAUUGAUUUCAUCAGUCAGACUGAAGUCGUAACAAAUUGACCUACUCACAGUUAGACUAACAUCCCUAGAUGAUGUGGUUUCUCUUCCGUGUUUACACAUAAUUGUUCCGAAACUGGCUGAAGUGUUCUGCAGAUGCUGCAGAGUUUGCACGCUGGGCUUUGACCCAGAAGUUGUGCAGCAUAAAUGUGCUACUGGGAAGCAGGAUGGUAAACAAAACCUCAACAGAAGAAGAAAAGACGAGAAAGACACAGCUGUCGAAUCAUGGGUUAGAGAGGUACAGAGCUGUUUUUAGGUUUGACAAACAUCCCUUUGGCCACUAAAUAACAAGUGACAAAGUAGAUCAACGAGGUAGUGAAAGGUAUCCUGUCAUCAACUACCUACUGUCAAUAAAUACUGUAGAUUCUUGCCUGAUGCUUACUAACUAGGACAAGGGCAGUCGUCCAAUUAAACUACCUAAUCAAACUAUAACCAUAGCUCAACUUAACUUUAGGUGACCAGACAUACCUGAGGACAGUCUGAGGAUAGUCCCAGUUUUGAAUGACAUGUUCUCGGCUAGACCAAAGCAACAUUUAUUACGUUAGCUGGGUAGGUAGGUAAAGCAAGUGAGCAUGUAGCGCAACAGUUAUUAAGAGGAGGAAGCGCUAGUAGCAAGUUGAUGUCUGUGAUUUCAUUCCAGAAAUCUGGUCACUUUAACCUAACUGUUCAUGUAAACCUACAUACUGUGUUACUGAAAAUAUCUCUCCAUCAGUCUGUCAUGGUCGUAUCUCGACCAUGGUAUAACUAGAGAAGCAAGCGGUCGGCAACAUUCAUCUCUCGAGGGAGUGUCUAUCUCAGUGUUACGGCGUGUUUGACCCUAAAUUAAUUUUACGCCGGAAUAUCCCUUUAACAUUGUUACAAUGAAAGUCAAAGGCAUAUAUAUUUAUGGCUCUGCUAACUGCAGUUAAAAGAGGACAGAGCUCCUGAACACUCAGUAAGAAGAAGUCUAGAUUUUACUCAUAAACAUAGAGGUAUGUUGGAUGAGAACAGUCACACUGUAAAAAAAAAAGACAGUAAACUUUAUUUAUAGACUGUCUUCAUAAACCAAGGCCAUAGGGUGUACGCUGAAAACUUAACAACAGGAAAGGACCAUAAAAGCAGCACAUAUCACAUGUAUACAUUGACACACAACUCAGGUCAGCUUUUCAAGGCUCCUCACCUUUCUCUGGACAAUCUGCUUUGUAUAAAUGAGGACUUUUUCAGAGGGGGACUGCAGGCUUAGGAACUUCUGGUUAUAAUUUGGUUCUUAAAUCUGGUUAUAAUGCUGAAUAAGAGAAGUACUUUAUCUGGACACCUCAGUGACGCCAGUGUGUUGGAAUUUGUGGGUUGUUUUGAAAGGCACAGUCAAUCAAAUGCAAAACUUGAGCUGACAGCACGAGAAGCAAAGUGAGGACUCUGUUUGAUCUCCUCUGGUUAUUCCCUCUGAGCAUUUUUUGGUCUAAAAGAAGCCUAAUAGACGACUAAAUGUAGACUAGAUAACUGGUCUAAAAUCAGGCUACCACAGGUCUAGAAAUGAAAGUUUUUUAGACGUCUUGAUUUAGACUAGCCGGCUAUAUCUAUACUACACUGUAUAUUGCUCAACGGCUAUCAUAAUUAUUUUGGUUUAGUACUUGGAGAUCAGUUAUGCAACUCACAGUUGCUUUUUGAAAUAAAUAGUUAUGGAAUAACGGGUUUAAGUGCAACGUCUAAUUUCCGUCUAAAGGUAUACAGAAUCUAGACGGUUGAAAUUAGGUCUAAAAAAAAAGCUAGACGUCAAAUAGCCGUCUCGUUGGGUUGUUUUGAAUGAAAUUAUCCUUUUUUUUGACAGCCUUAGCACACCCCCAAAACUCAUUAUGUUUGCCUCAUACAUCAGAGAUGAAAAAUAAACAGGGCAUUUGUGCUCUCUCAACAUAUAAAAAAACAGCCCCUCGAGUAGGUUUCAUAUAAAUGUACGAAAUUUGUUGAAAUUUGGUUGCUAAAAACCGACAAGAAGUCUGUUGUUUUCAUAGAAACACAAAAGGGAGUCUAACAUUUAAGCUUAAUUUUUACAGUAUGGCCUAUAUCCCAAGAGCUACAGGAUCCAUAUUUGAAAGACCUCAUACUUGGUGUUUUGUUCAAUCAUCCCUAAAUUUAGUCUGACUACUGACAAUUUACAUUCAGUCAUGAAAAAAAACCUCCUCUGGGACAAACCUUUUUUUUCCAGCUCAAAAGUUAUGUAAAAAAAAGUAAAGUAACUCUGACAUAAAAAGUUCAAUCUUUCACGUGCUUGAUCAGUAAACAUACCAUAUUAUCAAAAGGUUUGGCAACCAUUUAACCUUUUUUGGGACUAAUUUUUUGAAAAGCAAUUCUUCAAGACCAAAUCUGAACAAAUAGAAUAAAAAAUCGAAGAUGACAGCUCUGCAUUUCAUUCAGGUCACAUUCAGAUACAUGCUCACGCUGAAAUCGACUUUAGUUUUAGCUUUAGGCAGGCGUGAAGUCAUGGUUAGCCAACAGUACAUCAGUGGGUCUUUGCUGCUGCUCUUUCUAUCUCUGCCUUUAUACACUCUGCUGCCUCAGCCUUUUCAUUCCACAACAUGGAAGGAAAGACAAGAGCAAGGAGAGACAUAACUGGGGUAAAUAAAUGUAUUCAUGUUUUUUGGAAAGGAUUAGAGGAACAGUUUAGAUCUCAUACAAAAACCUGAAAAUGAAGUUCAAAUACACCAGUCUGUCUUUCUGUUUGUCUGUCUGUGUCUAUGACCAGCGUCUGUAAUUGUUUUGCAGAUUCAAAAGAGGGUUCUUCCCAGCAUAAAUCCUGUGGGGUUUUUAUAUCUGUAUUUUAAUCCCGUAUAAGCCCCUGUCUGAGGUGUGAUACAUUUCCCAGUGUGCCAGUGGGCAGCAGCUGCAGUUUUAGAAGCAGGUCAGUGUUUAAGGUCCAUAAUGAGAGGAAGUGAACCCCUCAGCACAGAAUAAAAAACUCUGACUCUCACAAUGAGGUUAUUUAUAGAGACAAGGUCAGCCUGAAUGUUUGUGUUUUUGUGAAUUCUUUGUUCUGCUCUUUAACAUGUCUGCAGAUAAAACUGGUUUAUGUUCUCACCUUCACGCCCCUCUAGACAAAAACAGACUUUUCCUUAAUUCCUGUUUCAAGACUUAAGAGGGAAAACUGGAAUAAGAAUCUACAGCAGGGUCAAGAUAUUCAUGUCUAGUUUUUCAUAAACUCAUAGUCUCUUUAAUACUAAUUAUGAUUAUUAUUACUGACUAAGCCAUAUAUGUAUAUAUACACAAUUUAUGUUUAUAUAUUAAUUCAGAUUAGGAUCUUUGGACAACAUCAUAUGAAUGAACACAACAGAUUUCACCGUUUUUUUAGAGCGUACAGAAAUAAAAAUGACUUCCUUUUAGGCUUAAAUUUCUAUAUUUUUUAAAUUCUAUAGAUGUUUUCACACCACAAAGAGUAACAAUCUAUUAAAGGACUUGAUGAGGACUGAUUCAGAAAAUGAAACAAGACACAAAAACAAGAAAUAAACAAUGUUUUUGAGCUGUUUUAGAUUAAUUAUUUGUAAAUAAAACCCUUUUUUCGAUCAAUGCUUAAUGUCAAGUUAAGAAGACAUAUAACAAGCAGGAUAAUGUAAAGUUUGCAGGUGGUUAUGCAAAAGAGAAAGGACAAGACCAGGUGUGAGGACCUCUGGAUCUGAAGUUUGGACCUCCUUUAAAUAUGAUUUCUUACAGUAUAUUUACUUCACUGUUUUGAUCAUGACAUGUCACACUGACUCCUGUGUGACUGUUAAUCCUGACACAUGACUGGAUAUGGACACGAAAAAAACCUAUGUGUGUAUGUGUUGGUGUGUGUGUGUGUGUGUGUGUGUGUGUGUGUGUGUGUGUGUGUGUGUGCACAGGUGUAUAGAUUCUUGUUGGGUCACAGAUUGAUUUUGGACUUAGAGACAGAUUCAGAGAAAUCAGCUGAUCUGCAGCUCUGACAGCCCUGAUCAGAGAGGUCCUCUCCAAAUAUCUGAUCAAUACUUCUAGAAACAUGCCAGUGUCUGUCCUCAUCUAAACAUCAGUUUCCCCGUCUCCUUAUCAUUUAUUCUUUUCUGCCAUUCUCCUAUUUUUAUUUUUCUCUUUGCCUCAUAUGAUAAAAUAAACUCUACUCCUACAAUAACCAUCUAAAUAAUGUGUAAAGGUGGUUUAUAAACCACUCGUUUAUCAUUUACAAAGUAUUACAAACAUCAGUUGCAACUUUACAAUAACCAUCUAAGUAAUGUUGAUAGAUGGUUUAAAAACUAAAUAUUAACAAAGUGCUACUGACACACAUUUUAAUCUAGAUGUUUAACAUUCAUAAACUAUUUGCCAUUUAUAAUUGCUCUAUAUUCAGUUUUUAAAUGAUGAUUAAACAUUAAUAAACUGUCUGUUUUUAAUCAUGGUUAUUGUAAAGUGUUUCCUCAAUCUUUUAUCUUUAUGCUGUAAAGGUUUAUGCUGAUACUUCUUUAUGCUUAACUUGAAAGUCGUCAUGUUAUUACUUCUUAACACUUGUGAACCUGUAUCCCUUCGUGCUCAUUUUCACCUCUACUUUACUAACACACAAACAUGCCCGCUCUUCUCUGUACAUCUUUGCCAGAGGCUUUAUGAUGGUUUGUACUUCUGAGAUAAGCUCAAAUCUGAAUUCAAAAAUGCACAGAUAUAGAGAUGGACAUGUUUUUAUGAUUAUGGGAAACAAAAUUUGAAGCUGAAAUUUAGUCUUCAUUUGCUGACUCCAUGAGUGUUCUUGGUCUUCACCUCACUGUGCUCACAGAAAGUUGGGGUCAGCUUUAUGAUAUGAAUCAAAUGUCUCAGAUACAAUAGGGGGUCGGACUCAAACGAUGUACGGACCCAAAAAUAAGUGUGUCCAUGAGACAGGAUGGAGUGUCGUCUCUAGAAACCUAAACUGUCUGUCUGUGUUUAGGAUUCUUCAUGUUUCCUUUUCCAUAUCAUAGUCUCUAACAGUCUGAAGUGUGUGUGUGUCUGCAUGUGUGUGUGUGUGUGUGAGUGUCUGUCUGUGUGUGUGUCCUGCAGUCCUCAGAGCAGACAAAGCAGUGAUGGUUCCUUUGUGCUCUGAUGAAUCCACAGUGUGAUUUACCGACUCUCUUUAUUAAACGAUGAUUAUCUCUCAGAGCUCCGUCAGCUCUUCUCCUCACACACCCACACACACUCGCUGUUGGUCCUCACACACUCACUUUUUGUCCUGUCCUCAUUAUUUCACACCUGGAGUGGAUGAAGAAAAGACAACUGCAGAGUGAGCUUAAAAAAUGUCUGAGAGUUCGAUCCCUGCGACCAUAAAUACUCCUCUUUAUGUCCCCGUCCUUUAUUUUCUCUUCUCUUUUUCAAAAACAGAAAAAAGGGUUAGUGUUUGAGCUGCUGCAGGAAACUGUUCACUUUAUGCCAUUGUGAAAAUACUCAAUUAUCUUAUUUCACAUUUAUUUUUAUUACUCCACAGUUGAAGUUUUCAAAUACUUUGUGUAAUCUAAUAGUUUGUGAUAGAGGACAGGCAUCCUUAACUUAUAUAUUCAUUUUAAAGAGUUUUUAGAUCUCUCCACAUAAAAGACUAAACAAAGAAGCCAGUGUAUUACAAUUUCUCAAAAGCAAUUCAUUGGACCAGUCUUUGGAUGUGAUCUGGAGCAGACUAUUGUUCUCCACAAUGUUAACCAGAAUGUAUUUAUGGAUUUAACCAACGUCUCUCUACAUCAAACUGUGACUGUUCCCAGCACGAACCACAUGAUAAUGAUAAAUGUCAAACCCUCCGAAUGUGUCAUGUUGUCAGCAAACUUUCCUGUAUACUUUGAUAACUAACCUCACAGCACAGCCCUGCAUGUGUCAAACUGACGGUGGUUUAAACGGUGUUAUACUGUCGAGAGACUUUCACAGUGAUGCGUGCAAAAGAAGGACACAAUGCUCAGAAACACAGUUUGAUUUAAUGAAAGUAUUUAGUCAUUUUAGAGUCUCUAUAUUCCAAAUAAGUGGAACAAGAGACUAUAUGAAUGAAUGAAUUAAUGCUCUAUUUCGAAAAUGCAAUAAAUGAGCAAAACAGAAUAUAGGUAGUACCCAAACACAUGCAUACCAUAAAUCAAAGAAAAACAAGGAUUGCUGGCAACAACCUGAAUGUGUAGCCGAUCUACAUGAUCGAAAAGGAGUAGGAAGAAGUUUACAUUUAUUUAGUCCUACCCCUUUAAUCUACAGCAGUGGAUCAAUCCACAUUAUCUUGCUGGUGAGUGGCUGGACUCUAUAGGGUUCAAAAGUCACCCAGGUUAGAAGUCAUCUUUUAACGUUAGAUCUUUUAUUUAGGGGCCUUUCUCACCCAAAGUCCGCUUAGAAGGUCCGGAUCAGGGACCAAAUGUUUACAUUGUUGCAUUUUGCAUUUGGUCCUGUUAGCGUUCACAUGGGACUUAAGUUAAGGGAACCAAAUGGUUUAAAAAAAGAGGGAAAAUCACUGUCUGUCACUAGCUCAUUAGGGGCACAAUCUUCAUUGUCCCACAAUGCACAGAACAAUGGGCAUCUUGAUUCAUGCAAUUCAACAGAGGUGGUGGAGACGUUGUGGGCAUUAAUGCAAAGGAAUGCCUAUAACUUAUUGUCAGCAUGUUUGUUGAACAGAAGAUCACCCAGGUAUGUAUUUAAUAUUUAUCACCCGACCAUUGUAUUAGACCACAAACCCUCUGUCAUUUGUUUAGUUUUACGGAAAGACUGGUGUUUUGUCUGGCUGUUCUCCAUCUGCUGCAAUCUCUGGCCGGGCAUAAUUUCCAGCCUUUAUUACAGUGUAAAUAUGUUAUUGGUUUAUAUUGACAUAUAACAAGUUUGGCUGCACCAUGGUUUGUUUGGAAGGGGACCAAGUUCUGCAUUUUCAAGAGGACCAUGGUCCAUUUGUUUGAUCCGGACCACGGUUCACUUGCGUGUUUAUACCGCCACCAAAAAAAGUAAGGGGACCAUGGUCCUUUUAAAACGAACCAAACAGUCCUGGUGUGAAUGCGCCUGUAGACCCUAAUUCCUGUGGUCAAAAUGCAGAGUUCCUGGUAAAAGUUCCUGCUGUCAAAAAGCACCUUUAGUCCAGUGGUUAUAAUAACAAGGAUGUUUCCAUUGAUGCAUUUUCAUUAAAAAGGAUAUUAAGUUUUUUUUUAAUCAGUGUGAAAAUAUAUGGGAUAUAAUUAUGAAUUGACUAUAAACUAAACCAAAUCAAACUGAACUGAAUUACUCAUUUUUUAAACUGAAUCAUUGCCAAGGAUUUAAGGAUCGAAUCAACUCAGAUAAAAUCGAAUUUGUUUGUUAAAGAGAGAUUCACACCCCAAGUUUUGUCUCUCACUAUCUGUCAAAGCAGUUUUUCAGCUGUUUAAAUAAAUCUCUUUUCUUUUUAUAUCUGUUUUGAUCGGCUUUUAUCCAAUUCCAGCUGUAAUAAUCAUCGAUAUUCUGUGUUAGAGAGUAAAUGAGUAGAAGUAAUCUUUACGCUGUUAUUGGCAUAGAGGUGCAAAGUGAACACAUCGGGGUGAAACCAAGCGCGAUGAUCAGUGAUACAGCUCCCACUCCUCCUCCUCCUCCUCCUCUGGGUAAUCUGCCACCUCCUUUUUAACUUCCUCUCCCUCCUCCUCUUUCUUCUCCUCCUCCUCCUCCUCCUCAUUGUUGUCAUUAUGAUCCAUGAGCUGAUGGGACAGUUAGUGCUGACAAAAGGCUGCACUCCUCUCUUUAUUCUUCUAUCUCUUUUACGAACUCUCUCACUCUCUCUCUCUCUGUAUCAUACGCACACACACUCACUCCCUCUCUCUCUCUCUCUCUCACUUUCUCACACACACAGUAUUGAAAGCACAUCUGUCUUGUUUUUAGAGGACGUCUGUGCCGCACAAAGGCUGCAGACUGUAUCUGUCACUGCUGAAUGUGUCCAAACUGAAAUAAUAGUUUUAUAGAUCAGCAGCAGUCUGUUUAUCAGAGAGACUGAUUCAGUGUGAAACUCUGCUCUCACACACAGUCACUGUGUCAGAUUGAAGGAAGAAUUACUGUGUAGGUCUCUGACUCUUGGCUAUGGUGAUCAGUGUUGUGUGUUGCAUCAGGUUAGGUUCAUAGCUGGACUACUCAACCUUUUCUGAACCAAAUAAAAACAACAACAAAAACAGAGGAUGUGUAAAGCACCCAUAUAUUAAUAGUUAGGUAUGUCAGCACUGGAGGUAAUGUGUGGUGGUUAUAAUAAAUUUCUUCAUGGAAAUCCAAUCAGACUGGCAGAAGAACUACCUGACUGCAGUGCAAAAUGAUUGAUAUGGUGAUUAUUACUUUAAGGAAAUGAUAAAGAAAUGAUCAUAAAUGUUCUUCCUUGAGCUGCGUCACCCCACUGCUAAUGGACUAGCCUGAGGUCUCGCUACAAACAAGCGGCUGCUGGAAGGGAGUAGGUGAGUUGUGUUUAGUCUCUUUGCCAAAGGAAUUAGGCAAAGUUAAAAAGAUGUUUGGUGGCUAGCACCCUUUAUAUACUGUUGAUUAAGUUAGGUGCAGUUCUGAGCAUUAUUUGUGGCUAUAGAGUGGUGUUUUGGUUGAGGUUUGUUUAUGGCUCCUCAGACUGCUGUGUAUUGCUAUUUUGCGGUUGUUGCUAAAGUUGGUAUAACUAGAGAAGCAAGUAGUCGGCAACAUUCAUCUCUUGAGGGGGUGUCAAACUUGGUGUCACGGUGUGUUUGACCCUAAAUUAAUUUUAUGCCGGAAUAUCCCUUUAAGUUCACAUGUUUUAAAGCAAGAGAAGCAUAAAUGAACAAUCUCUGCAUGGAAAUAACCAACCAUGAUUACCUCAUGGCCAUCCAUUAUUGGCCACACAUCACCACUUAACUACCCUGUCAUCACAACUCAAUCUUCUGUUCAUGCAUUUACUUUAUUUUAUCAUGAUCCUAAAAAUGGCUAUAAACUAAGGUUUUGAACCCAUUUGCAGACAGUUUAUCAAUUGUACACAUCAAUUCACUCUAAAACAUUUUUGUUUCCUACAAUUUUUAGAGUUUCAAAAUUUUGUACAAGGGACCGAACUAUACUUUUAUUCAGUCAGGACCAAUUUUGAGAAAAACAAUUAUUUUCAGACGAUAAGUUUGCCCUUCCAUGUGCAUAUGUGGAGUGCCAUAGCUCGAGGCAGUGAGAAUCCACCACCCCUCUUUUUCAUCUGCAUACAUGGAAAACCAAGCCAGGUAGAGCAGCAGUAAAAACCCAUGGGUACAAGACAGAGCCAGUGUCAGUGACAAUACAAAUGACCAUGGUAAAAGGCAAAAGAAAAAAGGAGUGUUACAGCCCUCGGUGUCGAUAAAACACGGCGUUUUGUUCAACUGGUACAGUCUUUAUUUCUUUAUUCCUACACAGCAAAAAUACAAAUCAUGUUUCAACAUAACAAAUUCAUAAAAAACAGGACUGAAAUAUUUGCAUUUUUAAACACAACUUCACUAUUAAAACAACCACAAUGAUAACCUUUGGAACAGUUUCCCCCUCGACAUUAUCAAGACCAAACACAAUCGCAAACAAUAACACGCCACUCAAAUUAUUUUCACGCUACCUACCUCUCUUCGCCUACCAAGGGUGCAAACUGGAUCCAAAACCCUCUUGUACUCAACCCCCGAGACCAACUGCACCCAAUGAAAAGAAAGAAUUCAACUUUCCUUUAAUUACACUUACUUUUAAUCUUGAGGGUUUUGAGGGGCACUCUUUUGUUGUUGCCUUGCACUCUCCGACGUGAACCUUGACCCGGCGAACCAAUCUGUCAGGCCCUUCUGUGGCUUCCACCACCCGUCCCAAGUGCCACUGAUUUCUUGGAACAGUGUCCUCCUUAAUAAUGACAACAUCAUUUACUUUUCAAGUUCUGAGGGGCAUGCCAAUGAGGAGAGUUUGAGAGUGGUUUGCAGAGGAAGCAGGAAGGGUAGGCCGGUAAAAAAAAAAUAUAUAUAUAUAUAUAUUGAUGUUCAAAGGUGAAAGAGCUUAUGAAGACAGAUUUCAAAAUCACUCCUGUCAGACCUAGAUUAUUACACUUUCACACUCACAUCACAAACUGAUGUUUUUAUAUCAUUUGUCUUGAUAGGUCAUCGCCCCAAAAAUGAACCCUGACAUGAUAAUUUCAUAAAUCUAAAGCGCCAAUAACCACUGUGAGUUUAAAGUUAUGAGAAUCAGCUCCUGCUCUUCUCCUACUUUCCUCUCCUCUUUUUAUCCUCCUUCUCUCCCCCUCCUCCUCCUCCCUCCUCCUGUCUUCAUUGUUUCUCCUCAGCAGCAGUUUUCUCUCUGUCUCUUGUAGACGUGAGGAUCAAUCUUUAGUUUUAAUAGUGUCUCAUCUGUUCUGGUGCCAGUGCAGCAGAAUGAAGCCGUAAUUACUGCCUUUAAUUGAUGACUUUUUACCUCCUCAGACCGUACCUCACACCCCCCUCACUGUAUAGGCCCUCUGCUGCUGUUUGCACUAUAUUUCUACACAUAUUGAUCUCUAUUAUGGUAAAUCCAAUGGGCACAAUGGAACUCUAUCAGCAAAAUGCAGGUUAAUUAUCUCAGGGUCAAAGACGUUUUCACAAAGAGGCGCUUUAAACAGACAGGAGGAGGAGGCGCUAAUCAGAGAAGAGGUGUUAUUCUGCUAAUCAGAGGGAAGCUGACCAUCACUCAAGAUAGUUUGAAACACACUGACUGUUUUAUUCUAAGCUUUAAUGAUCACUCUCUUAAAACCACCAUUUCAAAAAGUUGGGACCCAGUGUAAAAUAUUGAUAUCAGGAUUUAUGGUUUGCUUACCUCUUAAAGCCUAAAUCUUUGUUUCAACAUGUCAUAUGUUGAAACUGAAAUAUUAAAAGUUUUAAGAAAAAAUGUUUGCUCAUUUAGAGCAAUUUUUGAUUCAUCAGACCACAGGACAGUUUUUCCAUUUUUGCCUCAGUCCAUCUGAAAUGGGAUUGGGCCUAGCGAAGUUGCAAGCACUUCUGGACUUUGAUCAGUCUCUGUUUAAUGACAAUGAUCAUUUUUGGAAAAAUUUUCAGAUUAUAAUGGGUGUGAAUUGAGUGGAAUAAUGCCAGAGUGGGUGUCAUCAUCGGCUAGAGUGAGAGAAGUUGCAUGAAAUUGCUUAAAACUUUUCUCUUUCCACUCUCCUCCCAGCCACAAACUACACUCUACAUGUGUGUUUUUUUCCACAGUUGUAGACACAUUUGUUCUGUCUUUAAGGAUGUGUUCAUCUUAGCAGAGAGACUUACACAAUUUAAACACUGAGCUUCUAAGUGCGACAAUGUCUCUCUCUGCUUCUCACUGACACUAAUACAAAGAUUUUCUGAGGGAAGCAGAAGAGACUCCUGUUUUUAACUUGCAAGUGUGUCUAAACUAUUUACUGUUGAAACACCAAAAUCAGAUCAAACUGUUCAGGGAGUCCUAACAAUAACCACUGUCUAAAUUUUUUUUGAAAGAAGCUACGGUUUUGUCAGAAUAAGCCUCUUUUUCUGGACGUUUUGUCUGCCUCAGCCUGCAGUGCAUCUAUCGCCGUGGCAACCUGUGAGCCUCAGGCCAGGCCCACAGCUGAUACUAAUUUACUAAUCAGGGACUGCUCUGAUAUCACUGCAUCAUUGAAUCACUUUUAGAGCAACUUGAUUAACGAUAAAAUGCUGACUCUCGAUCAAAAUCCUUAUUAGGGCCAAUGCACAAAAUUACUAACGUUAUUGUGUGGAUUUUGAUUUGUUACUAGUCCUACAGCUUGAAGAGUUGUAGGACAAAUUAUAGAUCAAAACAUGCAGUUUGAUCUGGAUCAGUGUGCUAUUACUUUUCUAUAUUGUAUACUUUUUUUGGGGGGGAUGUAAGUUGUGAAAAACUUCUGAAAAAAAAUUCCAUUGAAGUCAAUGGGACAUGCCAAAAAAGAGCAUUUAUUGGAGUUCUACUAUCCCUGGCUAUGUUUGUUUUUUUUUUUUUUUUUUUUGUAUAAAUAGAAUUCUGAAAAACAGAUGUUUGUUGUAGGUGUGCUCCUUGUCAAUACAGUAAUAUAAAUAUGCUGCUAGUAUUAAUUAUUUGAAAUCUCUGUAGAAUCCCUGUGGCCCUCAAAAAAAUUUCUCAGAGGGAGUUUUCUAGUUUUGAUCAAACUAUUUUCUCACACAUUCUCUCAGUGUUGAACCUCUUUGUAUACCUGGACCUGUUAUUCACCUGUUGCAAAUUAACUUCAUUAGUGAUGAGAUGUUUCUCCAGAUCUUAUUAGCAUCACACAACUUUUUUAGUAUUUUGUUUCCUGACCCAAACUUUUCUUUGCAGUUGGGGUGUAUUUCACACAGCUGUGAACUUUAUCUCCACUUACGAUUUUUUUUUCUAUUCAUUUAUUUUUUGUUACACUCAGAUACUGUGUAUGUGUGUGUGUUUAGCAGCAGCUUUAAAGUUUGCCUGCACACACCCUGUCAGUGUUUUUACAUUAAACUCUGAUCCUGUGUGUCAGAGCUGUCAGAGCUGUCAGACGUCUGCGUCGUGCAGAUAAAUGGUGUGUAUAAGAAGCAGCAGCAGAGGUGUAUUGAUGGAGGAACACAGUUAAUGGGAUUGAUUGUGGAUAUUGUGUUUGCUUUCUGCAGGGACUCCAGUGAAUCGGAUUCCUAUCAUGGCCAAGCAGGUGCUGGAUCUGUACACGCUCUACAAGCUGGUGACUGAAAAAGGAGGCUUAGUGGAAGUCAUCAAUAAGAAAAUAUGGAGAGAGAUCACCAAAGGCCUCCGCCUGCCCACCUCCAUCACCAGCGCCGCCUUCACCCUCAGAACACAGUAAGACUACAUUUAAAUAUACACACUCCCCAAUAUCAUAGUUCAGAGCUGUGCUGUGAUCAAACUUCGAUGUUUUUCUAUCAGAGGAAGAUUUAGUGUGCAGAGAACAGUCAUUGGGUAUCUCUGUGAUUCAUAUAAUUACAGUUUCUGCGCUCUGUGUGUAAUUCAGACUCUCACUGAUGAGUGUUGGCAAAGUUAUUUCUGACCCAACCUCACUCUUUAAAGGGAUAGUCCAGAUUGUUCACAGCAUGGUUGUAUGAGGUACUUGUCAGUAACUGUUUCACCUAGUUAGCUUGGCCGCUUAUGUUGAGAAACCAGCCAGAUUACUAGAACAGAAGAUAGACAGUCAACUUCUGCAGAUGUGGUCAGCUCCACAGGCUAUUUAGCUCAUUUUAGCAAACUCCGACUGAAGCACUGGUUCUCUUGCUCCAACACAGUUACCACUCCUUUGACUUUCUAGGCCUGAACAAAGCAACCAUGAUCUGCAGACUUUAAUUCUAACAGUAGGUAGGAUGUAGCCCUCAUUAUUUACCACAGUCACCAUACCUGUAUGGUAAUAUCCUUAGUCAUUGCAGGCAUUUUAAGUUCCUGUGCUUGUAUUCAUGAUGUGCUCUCUCCCUACAGGUAUAUGAAGUACCUGUACCCUUAUGAAUGUGAGAAACGGGGGUUGUCCUCUCCAGGUGAGCUUCAGGCAGCUAUCGACAGUAACCGCCGCGAAGGCCGCCGGCAGAGCUACGGGUCGGCCAUCUUUAAUUACUCUCCUGUAGGCACCCCCACCCUGCUGUCCUCGCCAAAGCUACACCUGUCACACCUGUCCAUGCCCCACCACAACAGCAACCACAUCGCCCAGGUGCCUGUCAUCAAGAAAGGUAACACAGUAUGACUAAUAACACAGUAUCAGUAUACAGUCUGUUAAUUUGAUUACCUUUUACUGUUUUUGGGAUUAAACCAGAGAAGAACUGUUAUGUUUGUUUUAGUUUGUUGUCAAAUCUUUUUUCACCAUAUUUAUUUCCACAAGCAUUUAAACAUCUCUCCAGUUCUCCAGCGACACUCCUCUGACUCACACUAUCAGGUGUUCACUUAAACUUAAAGAAACUGUCACUUUAAUUGGAUCGCAGCUUUCAUACAAGGACUGAUCUCUUUUACACACAAACAUUGAGCAUUAAGAGACUUUAAGCAGUGAAAAUUAGUAUUUUACUGAGACAACGUUGAAGAUGCUAGUGUUUUUCCCUUGUCUCCAUACAUCAGGACACUAUUUUUAAUCCCAUCCAGGGAUGCCAGAAAACAAGGACACCAUCACUGCAGUCUCAUCAUUCAGCCACCUCACUUCAGCCCUCCAUGGGUCAGUCUCGAUACACACUGAGCCGAUUUUUGAUGAAGCUGGUGCCCACCACGCUUCAAGACAGUAGUUUUCAUUUUCCAUAACUUCAUGUGUGAUGGUCCAAAACUGAGGAUUAUUAAACUCUUCAAAUUUUUGGUUCUGAUUUUUCAUGUACCCAGGUUUUCUUGUCUUUUAAACAGACUGUUUGCGCUUAUCACAUAUUAACAUUGCUAAACUUAUUUCCUGCAAAGAUGUUGAAUUAGUUGGUAGUUCUCAAUUUAUUAUCUGUAGAAGGAGGUAGCUUGAGUGAUGUAGCUGAAUUCCUCCAUUGUAUGAAACACUAAGUGCAUAAAAAAGUGCUGGUGUAGUUCAGUGGUUGAAGUUUAAAUGCUGAGGCUACAGUCCUCAUUGAAGCAGUCUCAAGUUCGACUCUUGGCCUCAAAAUCUUUGCUGCAUGUCAUCUUUCUAUCUCAACUCUCCAUAUAAAAACAACUGUGAUUGAUCUCUGUUAAACAGCCAAUGAGAUAUUCCAGUGUCAAACAGUAUUUGUCAUUAUUUCUCUGUUUUUGUAAACUGAAAUGUUAAUAAGUGAGUCGUUUCAUUUUGAGAAAGAGGAGCUGAUUUGCGUGAACUAAUCCUCUAACAGACUCUUAGGUUGCAGUUUGGAUCUGUCCAAAAAUUAACAGUGUUUAUUUUUGUAUCUGAUGAUGAAUCUUAGCCUGCUGAGGGGAUAAAAAUACCACCGGAGUAUAUUUUAGUUCUGAUGUGAUCAGCUGAACAGAUUCUAAAUAAAUCAAGUUCAUCUUUAUGGUGGAAACAUCUCACGUUAUGUGUCUCUGAGGAAACAUUUUGUCAUCACUUUACCACAAUUGUGGAAGUUAGCGUGAUAGCAUCAACGAAGCAGAUUUCCCAACAAGAGCCACAUUUGAAUCAUUCUUCUAGAUGAAAUAUGUGGACAAAACGCUCAUCACCACAGAGAGGAACUAUCCACACUUCCUCAUUCCUGUUCACCAGCACCAGCCUGUGGUUGCAUGUCUGACACACACUGAAGACAGCCUGCAGUUUUUAGUCAAAGUUUCAGUAUUCAAUAAAUUUAUUUCAAUGAACAAACUGAAUAGAGCUCAGCCUGCCUGUCACAUCCAUGCUGGGCUCUUUGAGCUCCUAAUCAGCUCUUUGAAGGACCAUUUUUGACUCUAAUAGGCCAGCUCUUUAAACCAAGUGUUUUAUGACUGACACAUGCUCCCCACCUCAGGUUUUAGCACACAUAGUAGCAGCUAAGCUUAUGUCUGGGGUGACACAGCGCAAGGAAGAACAUUUAUGAUCAUUUCUUCAUGGAAAUGCAAUCAGAGGCAGAAGAACUACCACGUCUGCAGUGCAAAAUGAUUAAUACUGUGAUUAUUACAUCAAGGUAAUGAUAAAGAAAUGAUCAUAAAUGUUCUUCCUUGAGCUGCGUCACCCCGCUGUAGUCCAUAAUGGGCUGGCCUGAGGUCUCGCUACAAACAAGCGCCUGCUGGAACAGAGUAGGUGAGUUGUGUUUAGUCUCUUUGCUAAAGAAAUCAGGCAAAGCUAAAAAGAUGUUUGGUGGCUAGUGCUAUGGCUAGGACCCCGUAUGUACUGUUGAUGAAGUUAGGUGCUGUUCUGAGCAUUAUUUGUGGCUAUAGAGUGGCGUUUUGGUUGAGGUUUGUUUAUGGCUCCUCAGACCACUGUGUAUUGCUAUCGUGCGGUUGUUACUAAAGGUGGUAUAACUAGAUAAGCAAGCGGUCAGCAACAUUCAUCUCUCGAGAGGGUGUCUAACUUGGUGUUAAGGUGUGUUUGACCCUAAAUAAUUUUAAGCCAGAAUAUCCCUUUAACACACCAGCCUUGCUCUUCAACUGAAUUCGACACCAAGGCUUCUGUCUGUCUGUCUGUUUGUUCUACCUUUGAUGGUAAAUUGGCUGUAAUCCUAAAACCUUGUGGGAAUGAAAUCUUUGUUUAAAGAGCUAGCAGAGCAUUACAGAGACCAUGAAAGUAGGCGCACAGAUCAGACUGGUACACUCAGCCUAUUUCAGUGACAGAUAUCUCCCCUCCCACAGAAGAACCCAUGAUGUCUGGCUGUCUGCCAGGUCGGGUCACCCUCCCCGUGUCACCUGGUGAUCACCGAGCAGCGGCAGCAGCUCAGGCAGCAGCAGCAGUGCAGGCGGCAGCUCUGGAGCAGCUGAGGGAGAAGCUGGAGGGCGGAGAACCACCACAGAAGAAGAUGAUGAUGAUGGAGGAGCAGCAGAGGUUGAUGCAGCAUGCUUUGCAGCAGAACUUGCUGGCCAUGGCAUCCACAUUGCCCCUGAACAUCAAAGUACACAACAGAGGUCAGAGGUCAAAUGCAAACACACACACACAGACCCACACACACUUACAGACAGGAUGGGCGGGGGGAAGUUGAUUUCACAUACUUUAUAUAUGAUCAGUGUUUACAGGUUAGUUCUCACUCUGUGUCAACAGCCUGAUAAUCAAUAUCUCCAGUUUUGUCAACAGAUCCAAUCCAAAGACCUGAACCAACAGAUCUACCAACACAACUGUGUGUGUGUGUCUCUGUGUGUGUGUGUGUGUGUGUGUGUGUGUUUCUGUAGAUGUGUGUGUGUGGGUCUGUGUGUGUUUGUGUAAGUGUAGGUGUGUGUGCAGAAUCUUUACCAUAAAAGUAGGAAUGUAAAAAACCUGGAAAUGUCUCCCAAAAAAGACGUAAAAAUCUGUGUUCACACACGCUGUAAUGCAGUGUUCCCUCUGUGACUUUAACUGUAUCAUAUUAUUGACAUUGACUGUAAAUAACUAUUUAUUAUCGUAAUCUAUCUUGAUUUAUGUUUUCUACCGCACAGUCAGUCAUGUGAACAUUCUCUCAUCUACAUUUACUCAUGCACUCUUAAAACUGUAAAAAUUUUACACACACAGCUUUAAUUCAUUCAAAUUCAAAGCCUUAAUUCUGGUAACUACAUCUUUGUGUAUCUUUUUAUAUAUUCAUCAUCUUUUGCACUCCUGACCCUUGCACUACUGUCUUUUGCAGUCUUGUAUGUAUAAGUUAGAUUGUUUAAUGUGAAAUAUAGCCUUGUACAAAUUAGUGUAAGAUUCAUGUUUAAUAUUGCAGGAAGAGAGUAAUGUUCACCAAAGUCAGGUCCCUAGUACAAGCACACAUACCUAGCCAUUGGGCUGUUGCAAUAUACCAUCAAUCACCAUCCUUUUUUAAACAAAAAACAAAACAAAAACCGUAUUUAUAUCUAAAAGGGAUAUGUUAAUACCAUGUUUGUGGAGGUGGUCUUUCACGUUAGUUGCCCUCUUUAAUUUAACUCAGUGUAGUGUUUUAUUUUCAGGUUUUUCAUAUAUCAUCACAAUAUUAUCAUUAUAGAUAUAGUAUCAUAAGGGCCAUGAUGGUGAAAAUUUGAGAUCCUGACAGCCUUACUGGCUGACCUUACUCAAAUCUGGUUCUGAUAUGACUUUAUCUUCUCAUGACAUAUCAGAAAUGGCUCACCGCAGUCACAUAUGGAAAAACAACUUGACUUUAAUUUGUAUGAUGACUGGACCUGUUACAUCUAACAUUCAGUUUAACUUAAUGUUUAAAGAGUGUAAAAAAUAUCAUCUAAGAGCAGAUCACCCUCUUACCACCUGUGUUGCAAAUUUCAUCUGCCUUCAGCAUCGACUGACGCACGGAUUAGUUUGCUGACUGGGGCGCAUAUUUCCCUAUCAAGGUUGCUUUUCUAAAGAGCACAGAUUAACAUGAAAUGUGGCGUAGCUUAUUUCCAGGUCCUGUCUCUUGCAUACACCAUAUGCUUGUGAAUGAGACCCCUGGCCUUUGCCUGAUACCCACCUGUAUUUCUUCCAUGUGUCAUCACUCCAAUCGGGUCAUUCUCAAACCUGGUCACAUUGAAAGCAUGACUUAAAGACAGUCUUCAAAUUAUUUUAGACAUUGAUCUCACCUCUCCAUUUAUUCAAGGGAUGAAUUAUGUUUCUUGUAGCGUAAGAGGACACACGUGUUUUGUCAAAUAAUAGUUGAAAACACAAAUGAGCUUUUUGACAAUGAAGUGAAGCACCAAAAAAUUGAGGAAACUUUAAAGUAAAAUACUGAGAAUCUAGAGUUACUGACUAACACACUGUUGUUUUUGUCUUUUUCUAAAGAAAUGAUUAAAUAUAGAAAAACUUUUAACUUUCUAACUAAUAUGUAGACCUGAAUGUGAUAUAACACUGUGAUAUGUGUGUUUAUCAGUCAUGUGUGAGUGUAACAAUGUGUCUGCCUGUUAUCAGACAUAAUGACAGUGUGUGCGUAUAUGUGUAUGUGUGUAUAUGUGUGUGUGUGUUUGAACCACUAAUAGUCACAUAGUUCAUCAUAUCCCUGGUGUCAUUUAAAGCUCACAGAUGUUAUAAAGCAGGCUGCGGCUCAUCAUGAGUAAAAAUGUGUGUGUGUGUGUGUAGCCGGGACAGUGAUGACACGCCAUCAGUCACAUGACUCUUAAUGAUGGUGGCUAAAGAAGAGUGAGAGGGCUCUGAGCUGAGUCUGAUAUCACUCUGUCUGCAUCACCGCACACUCAGAUUAGUCCUAAUAACAGCUCUGACUCCUGGUGGAAACACACACACACACACACACACACACAUGCACACAAAUACAGAAGAUGACUGUUUUCUACAUCUGUGUGAUCACCUGUAAUUACGGUCUCAGAGGAAAAUAUAUACGUCAUAUUUUAAUCACAGCAAAGAGUGAUAGUUAGAUAAAAACUCUGCUCUCAGCGUAGUGUGGUUCAGUCACAGAGAGAGAGAGAGGACCAAUGAGCAGACUAAUGAUAGAUUCAUUUAUAAAGCCUUACAGUGUUGAGUCCAGGGAAUUUAUUAUCCUGAGACAAAAUUACAGGGUCCAAAAAAACAGAUAAACAAACAGUAACCUUAGGUGUAGGAAAAUAAAACCUAUUGUGAAGACCCCAAAACUGCAGUUUUUGCAGUGCCCACUAGGGGCUUUCUCCUGAAGUGAGUCAGUCCCCAUAGAGCCCCAUUUUAAAAUCUUUAAGUUUACUGCAAAAAUUAGAGUAUUUACAACCUGCUGCAAGGACCAAUUUUGUUUCUCUGUAACUAUGACAACUGUCCAGGUUUAAUCACCUCUUUUGUGCAUUAGAUUAAGGAUUAAAGUUAGGUAUGGAUAGACAUAGUUGUAGGGAUGUGGCCUUGAAAUUGCAUUUAACCAACAAUGAAGCAAUUCGAUAUGGUGGCACUUGAACCAGGCAGCAACCUCAGGGAUUGGGAAAAGACAUGAAAAACUGCAGAGUUCAUAUUUCCCAUGUUUAAAUGUCCAACUUUACUGCAGAGAUAAUUGUUUACUGCCUGAUACAAAAAAAAGGGUUUUGAACCACUAUGAAAUAUUCAUUAGUUUGUUUGAAUUAGUAUAUAUUGGCCAAAAAAUUGCUGUUAGUGCCUUGUAUAUCUACACAGAAGUUGCCCCUAUCAUGUAGGUUGCCAACUACACUGCUAUUUUUUGCCCGUUGCGUAGAGCAGACAAACCAGUAGCACUUGCAUUUUUGUACUUAGUGAGUGUCAGUGUCAAUUGCACCAGUUAAAAAAAAGAAGAAGAAGGAAGCGGUUGUUGUUAUAUACAGAAAAAAAAUGUGCUGAUAGACAUUUUAAUGUUGAAUUCACACUUAUCAUGCAUCACAAGAGCUUCUUGUCCUUUUAAGGCCACCAUUGCUUUACCAAUAGGAGGGGUGAGCAUGACCUCUAGAUAUCACCAACAUUCACAUUUCUACAGUUAGGUACAGUGCUGAAUCCUUUACAGCCCAAUUACCAACUUAAGAAGGGACUAUGUAUUCAGAUCAAAGAUGAGGAGAAAUUCACCCCUCCAAGAUUAAGAUAAGAGAAGAUACUCCUGUAUUAGUCCCACGAGAGAAAAUUCCCUUUGUCUUUAAAAUAACCACAAUGGGUUAAGCUUAAAAUUUAAUGUAAGGCUAUAGUCAUGUAAAUAGGUUGUGGUCUGUUCAGCUAAGGUUCAACUGCAUACUCUCUCUUUUUAGUUACCCACUGUAUCCCCUAAACUAUCCCUAUAAACAAAGGUAUAAAAGCCAAAAACUUAAAUUCUGAAAUUUAACUUUUGUCAGGCCAUCAAGAGUAGAAGAAAAAACUUUAAAAUAUUUGUGGAAUGGAGGUCAGAUCAGUGAUUUCUGAUGCAUUACAGCAAGUCAGGAAAUCUAAAUGUGGAUUGAGUGACACAGAAACAAGCAGAUUUGUGUCUGUUGUUUGCUAACUUUGCAUGCAGAUAUCUAUUUAUGGAGACAGAUAAAUGGCUUAACACUUAAACACUGAUGGAAGAUGGGAUCUCAUUGUGGUCCACGUGCUCUCCACACACAGUUUUUCUGCACUCACCAAAGUCUGCUGAUACCUGUUUGGUGGAUUUAUACCACCACCAGACGACAAAUACGAACCAGAACAACUGUUACAUGAAAACUUUUGGGACUUGCAAAGUGUAUUAAAAGAGUAUGUUUUCUGUCACUGUUGCGCUGAUGAUACUGUGAUUUAUUUCUCUGCAAAGCCUCCAAAACUAUCAUUUAAAGAUUACAUAGAAGUGUUACUGCUCCUGAGAUGAUAAAUGUGUGUCAGACAGUGUGAUACGUGUGCAAGUGUGUGCCGUGUGUGCCGUGUGUGCCUGUACCAUCACUUUUAUUCUCCGUGGUUCUCCAGCUGUGCAGUAUUCAUGUACAAGUGACCUGUUUGUGUGUAACAUCUUUGACAGCUCUUUCUCCUCGUCCCGUCGUUCUGUGCGUGUGUGUCCGUGUGUGUCUGACAGCUCUUUCUCCUCGUCCUGUCACUCUGCAGACUCUCACCGAUCCUGGUCCUUGUGUUCCCGCUCUAAAUGCUCAUAUCGAGUUUUCCUCUCUGCUCCUCUCCUGACAGAUGAUAGACAAGAGGCCGCAUUGAACCUGUCUACCAGCGGCAUUAGCAGCAUCAACAUGUCAAUAGAAAUAAAUGGAGUUGUCUACACAGGUAAAUAGAGGGGCCGUUUGCUGAUGUAAUUGCAGGCAGGAAAUUCAAUAAGUUAUAGCAGCACCCCGGUGCUUAGUCCUCCUCGCAAUUUGAUGUCUUUGCUAUAAAAUCCAUCGUAAUGAAGUGGCAGUCCAAUAGAGUUAAAAAAGUUAAAUAUCUCAAAAUUGGGCCUGUGGAGCCCAGGUCGAUGAGGCUUAUUGUCUUAUAUGUGUGCGUGUGCGUGUGUGUGGUUGUAGGGAGGUAAUUACUGCCUCAGCUUUAACACAGACCUUUGUGUCGGGGUGUAAGCCUGCUGACCAUCACUUCACAUCACAGUCCGUCUGAGAGAGUUGAUCCAGUUCAUCCUGAGACGCACUCGCUUUAACCUGUCCGAUAUACAAUACAUACACACACCCUGAGGAGGACUGUUUAUUAUCUUUUUUUGUUGUAUUUUACAUGAUUCAAGAGUGAUUUUAUUUGCUUGUCCUACAGUCAGUCUCAUUUUGUUGGCGAAUUUAACCUUCUUCCUGUGUUAGCUUUUAAUAUGUACCCACCAUGUUAAGGGUCGGUUUUGACCUGUGUCUUAAAUCAGCUGGAGGUUACACUAAAAACAAUUCUCUAUCAUCCAAUUUGGUUCUCAUCUCUAUGUUACCGUGUUAAGCUUCAUUAUCCAUGAAAAUGUUGCUUAUAAUAGUUUUUGUAGUGGGCUUCUGGGCCUUUCUUUGGCUGUGUCUGAAAUGGAUCCCUAACCCCUAAAUAGGCGACUAUAUGGGGGUUAGCGCCAUUUUGAGGGGUGUUCGAAACCUGAGUGAUCAAUUCCAAUGCCCCAUAUAGAGGACUCAAAAUUUCCCAUAGAGCAUUGCAAAAUGUAGUGACUAUCUGAUGGUCACUCACCGGUGGUGGGCAUCCUGUCAUGCAUUGCGUCUUCAGCAGCAACGUCACAACGGUAGUGUCCGAAACCUCCGGUGAUUGAGCUCACUAUUUAGUUAGCUCUUUAGUGAAACCCCAUAUGGAGGUUGGGGAUUGAGUGAUUCAUUUCGGACACAGCCUUUGUUACUAUACCCAUCAUACAGACAUCCAUACUGAACUGAUCUCACAUGUCUGGACAUGCCCGAUGUUGUUUUUCGUGUAGGAAAAAACAGGCAAAAUGAGAAUUUCCUAAAUCUUACAUGAUUGGAAGAGGAUCUGACUGUCAGUGUGGUGCCUUAUGAGUGCACUUGUGAUUUCAGUUUUUGCUCAAAUUAUUAAAUAUUGAUCCAACCGGGUCAACAGCAACCCUAACACGACAAGUGCCAUAAUUUGAAUAAGAGCAUUUUGUAUUUAGUCAAUUUAGUCUUUUUUAUUUUUAUUUUGUUGAAAUAGAGGUUCCUGACAAGGUCAAAAAGUCUUGAUUUUAAAAACUUAUUUAAGUGGUUCUUUUAAGUUUUUAAAAUCAAAAACGGGUCGGUGCAGACCCUAACACAGGAGGAGGGUUAACACGAUAAUAAACAUGUCCCUGUCCCAACUUUUUGUGGAACAUUUUGCAGCCAUCUAAUUUAAAAUGGGCAUAAUUUUUAAUAAAUUAAUUAAUGCUUCAGUUUCAGCAUUUAAAAUGUUGGCUUUGAUGUAUUUUCAACUAUAUUUAGUCUCUGAGUGAUUUGCAAACCAUUAAAAAUUGUAUCUACAGCAUUUUACUGCAUCCCAGCUUAUCAAACUUGAUGUUAAUGUUUUAAAUUAAUUCAAAUACAUGUUUAUGCAUCCAGUUAAAUAUAAACUGAAAGAUCUCUCUGCUCACUGUUUCCACCCUCUAAACUCUGACCUCUGAUCUCCUCAGGUGUGCUGUUCUCCGGGCAGGCAGCGAUGAUGGGACACCGUGGGAGACAUGGCAGCUUUCACACUCAGGAAAAAAGCAGUCCCUCUCAGUUCCAGCCCUCCUCCUCUUCAUCAUCCUCCUCCUCCUCACUCCAUGGCCACAGAAACUCCUCCCCUUGAGCCUCCUGCCUCCUCCCCAUCACCUCCUCCCCUUGUCCAAGCAGGAAGGAGAACUGCAGCUGGUUUUCUCUCUCCAUCCAUUCAUAUCACUGUAGCUGUAAACUUACUCUGAUAUAGAGUCCCCGCCGCCCCACAGUCCGCUCUGCGUUUGAGGAUGUUUGUGUGUUCAUGUUGUGUUUCAGCCCAAAACACAUCUGUUUGAAGCAAGUUCACACAGUAAUGUCAUGUGAAGAAGACAAAUGAAGACUCACUCUGUGUUUGAUCCAAAGACAAGUCUGCUGAGGCUGACCUCAGACUCAAACAGCUCACACCAAAGAAGAAGAAGAAGAAGAAGAAUCCAGCUUUAACACUGAACCACCAAAUCAGAGCCAGAAUACAAAGAGACAAAGCACAUCCAAAGAAAUCAUCUUUAUGAAGCUGUGUGAAGCCUUACAGUUUCACCUCUGACUUUUUUUUUUUUAUUAAGUCUCUCACCUCCAUCAGAUUUUGCUUGGGUUCAUCAUUUCUUGACGUUUAACACAAAACAAAUGCAUUUAUUCUUAUUUGAGGUUUUGUGUCUUUAACUUUAACAGGCACAGACAGAGUAACAAAUCAAGCCCCACGGUUAACCAAAACUUUAUUUACUUUGAUUUAGAACAGGCCACGACAUAAGGUUAAAAAGCCAGAGCUUCUUAGGGCGCGUUCACACCACCAUCGUUUAGUGCGGUUGAACCGAACCCUGGAGCGUUUACCCCCUUUGGUGCGGUUCGUUUGGGUUGGUGUGAACGCUGACCUCGAACUCUGGUGCGGACCAAAUAAACGAACUCUGGUCCGCCUGAAGAGGUGGUCUCGGACCGCUAUCAAGUGAACUCUGGAGCGGUUCAUUUGUGGUGUGAACGUCAUCCACACCAAUCACAGGAAACGCACCACACACAUCAUGGUAGGCUCUCAUUAAUGC